AAUUUCAUCUUCACGCAAAAGGAAUAAUUUUCUCGACGGUUUCUUUCUGUGGAUUAAGCUUUCCUCGGAGCCCUAGAUCUUCUUACUUUUCCAUUUCCGAAAAAUUUCCUGUUCCUCGAGAAAUAGAUCACAAGCACCUUUCGUGUUUUCAGAUCUGGGAAUUUAUCUGAUUCUGAUUUAAACUGGAUGUCGAAACCUUGGGGUGGAAUUGGGAUUGGGGCAUGGGCAGAUGAAGCGGAGCGUGCCGAUGAAGAGCAAGUGGCGGAAGCUACGGCGACUGCGGCGGAUGUGCAGAGCUUUCCUAGCCUGAAGGAGGCUGCGAAUAAUGUCAAGUCUAAGAAGAAGAAGAAGAUGACUCUCUCGGAGUUUGCCUCUGGUGCUUACACAGCACCUGGAGGUAGAAAUUCUGUUGGAUUGACGCAGCAAGAGAUUCUUCAGCUACCGACUGGUCCUAGGCAACGCUCGGAGGACGAAAUGCAACCUGGGCGGUUAGGCGGUGGAUUCUCGUCUUACGGCGGUCGUUCUGGUGGGCCUCCUGGUCGAAUGGGGAGAGAUCGAGAUGAUUCCGAUGGGUCUUGGGGUGGUGGAGGUGGUGGCCGGAGACCCUACGGCGGCGGAUUUGAUGAUGACCGGAGGGGGAAUCCGUCUAGGGUUUCAGAUUUUCCGCAACCUUCGAGAGCUGACGAGGUUGAUGAUUGGGGUAAAGCAAAGAAGCCUCUUCCGUCUUUCGAUCAAGGACGACAGGGUCGUUACGGUGGCCUCGGAGGCGGAGCCGGUGGUGGUGGUGGUUUUGGAGGCGGUGGCGGAGGUGGUGGUAGUUUUGGCGGUGGAGUUGGAGGUGGAGGUGGCUUCUCCAAAGCUGACGAAACUGAUAAUUGGGCUGCAGGUAAAAAGCAAGCUCCGGUUAGAUCAUCUACAUAUGGGUCCAGUUUCGGUGAUUCAGGCCGGGAAUCUGACCGUUGGUCCAGAGGAGUCGCCGGAGGUGGUGUUCAGGAGGAGCGUCGUCGCCUGGUUUUGGAACCACGAAAGGUGGACUCAGGAGCAAGCGAAAUUCCUCCAGCUGCUGCGAAGUCGAGUAAGCCGAGCCCUUUUGGGGCAGCUAGACCAAGAGAGGAUGUAUUGGCGGAGAAAGGUUUGGACUGGAAGAAGCUUGAUUCGGAGAUUGAGGCUAAGAAAGGAAGUUCUCAAACGAGUAGGCCAACGAGUGCACAAUCGAGCAGACCUUCUAGUGCUCAAUCAAACAGGUCUGAGAGUUCAGGAUUGAAUAAUGUGGUGAAACCGAGACCAAAGGUGAAUCCUUUUGGCGAUGCGAAGCCUCGCGAAGUGUUGCUGGAGGAACAAGGGAAGGAUUGGCGCAAGAUGGAUAUGGAACUCGAGCAUCGCAGGGUUGACAGGCCUGAAACAGAAGAAGAGAAGAUGUUGAAGGAAGAGAUUGAAGAACUAAGGAAAAAACUCGAGAAGGAAUCCAUUGCUCCAGAGAUCAAGGAAUCUGAUCAAGAAAGCGACAGUAAUAAUAAUCACCAUGACUUACCUGAAACUAUACGCGGGAAAGAGAAAGAUCUGGAAAUACUAACCCGCGAGUUGGACGACAAAGUCAGGUUCAGGCAGAGACCCGGGUCUGGUGCAGGCAGAACAGGUUCAUUUUCAGAAAGAACACAUUCCCGGUCUGGAUCAAUAGAUGAAUCCAGAAGUUUUGAAUCCACAGAGAGACCCAGAUCACGUGGCGCCAUUGAUGCCUGGGUUAGACCUGUCGAUGAGCAGCGAAGAAACUUCCAAGGAAGCAAAGAGCGUGGAUUCUUCAGCAACAGGUCCUCGUCUGGAUGGUAAGAAGGAAACGAAGAACCAAAUGUGGGUGGGAUGUUUUAACUACUACUACUACACAAUCCCCAGAUUUUGAAGAAGACUUAGAGAAGCGUUAAUUUAUAUUAAUAAAAUAUUAUCAUCUCCUUGAAGAAAAAAAAAACCUUAAUCUUUGUUCUUUUUUUUUGGUUGGUCCAUCCUCGGAAUCGGAGCCUCGUUGUUUUGUUUUGGUCUUCUGCGCAGCGAAGGCGUGUGUCUCAAGAGAUUGUCUCUCUUCUGUUAUACUUUCUCGAAUUGAUUGUUAUAUUUUUUUGUAGUAAAUUAUGGUUUCUCAUCU
This is a messenger RNA of Eutrema salsugineum, 2137 nucleotides long. Its product is annotated as eukaryotic translation initiation factor 4B1. Bases 187 to 1827 code for a protein of 546 amino acids. The record is from RefSeq and is a predicted model, not a curated record. Lineage: Eukaryota; Viridiplantae; Streptophyta; Magnoliopsida; Brassicales; Brassicaceae. The transcript is spliced from 3 exons. Gene Ontology annotation, molecular function: mRNA binding; translation initiation factor activity.